Molecule: messenger RNA, 783 nt
Organism: Carassius carassius (crucian carp)
Lineage: Eukaryota; Metazoa; Chordata; Actinopteri; Cypriniformes; Cyprinidae
Product: PRELI domain-containing protein 1, mitochondrial-like
Exons: 6
Coding region: 144-740 (198 amino acids)
Biological process (GO): phospholipid transport
Cellular component (GO): mitochondrial intermembrane space
Molecular function (GO): phosphatidic acid transfer activity
Source: RefSeq, a predicted model, not a curated record
CUCGUUAACGCUCUUGACGCGCGCACGCAGACUCACACGCCCGCGCACGCACAGAAGGCGGAAAUGCGGCGGAUGUCGGUGAUGUUCGCGCAGAGCUGCAGGAUUAUUACAGACUCUGUCCGUGGGGCUCUGCUGGCCUCGUGAUGAUAGGGAAGUACUUCUUCAGCGAGACGGACAUCAAGAGCCCGUGGGAUCAGGUGUUGGCGGCCUUCUGGCUGAGAUACCCGAACCCAUUCAGCACUCAUGUUCUGACGGAGGACGUAGUUUUCCGAGAGGUGACGCCGGAUAACCUGCUCCUGUCCCGGCGGCUCCUGACGAAGACCAAUCGUCUCCCUCGCUGGGCGGAGCGCGUCUUCCCUGGAAAUCUGUCGCGUUCGGUUUAUAUCAUCGAGGAUUCGGUGGUCGACCUCAGAAACAGAAGCCUCACGACGCUGACCUGGAACGUAAAUCACACUAAACUAAUGCAUGUGGUGGAGCGCUGUGUGUUUGCGGGCGAACAGGACCGGCCUGUUUGGACACGGAUCACCAGAGAAGCCUGGAUCUCAUCAGGAGUCUUUGGCCUCUCCAGACCCAUUCAGGAGUUCGGUUGGGCCAGGUUCAGGAGUAAUCAGGUGAAAGCCAUGAAGGGUUUGGAGCAUGCACUGUCUAAUCUGCAGAAAGUGUGUCCUGGAGAUUCUGCCGAGAAACACAAAAACAUUGAUUCAGCCUCCAAAACCCAGAAACCUCAGCAAUACAUAUGACCAGUUUGAACAAAGAGUGAAUGUCAGGAUCAUACCAGGUCAC